AAACAUAUUCAUGACUAUAUUUUUGUCUCUAAUUUAUUCAAAUUUUUUUAGGUUACACCAUUAUUUUUACUUCCAGGAAGGCCAUGCCAAAGGCAAAGGAAAAAAGAGUAAAAACACCGGGGCAACAGGUAGAAAAAGGAAAAACCUUGACGGCGAAACUGAUCCAGAAUCAAUGAACAGAAAGUUUAAGUACCAACAUCUUAAGAAUCAUCCAGAUAAACUGUUGACCACCCUCACAAAAAAUCAUACUUUCAUCAAAGAAUGUAUGAUUAGAAUGCAAAAGACAGAACCAGCAGGCUGAUGAUUCCUGGGAAGUGAAGAGCAGACCUUAUAUUCGAUGGCGUUUCAGUAACUUUAUCCCCUGUAUGUCAUAGCUCAAUCUUCAUAUCUAAUCCCUCCUUUUGUCAUUCCAGAUGCCCAGACCGGAACACAGCCACCGCCUUGGGUGCAAGACCUCGGUUUAUUGCAAAGAGUGCGGAAGAUAUUUUAAUCAUCUGGGUCUGUUACAACACCACAUGGCAAAGAGACACCCAAAGCGACACAACCCUGAGGGAAACCGUUGCAAGAAGGAUGGCUGUGGAAAUUUUUUUCAUUCAUGUUUGUCAAUAAUUGCUAAAGGCUUAGUAAGCCCAUUUGAUAUCCAUAAAUACACCAUGAAUUAUGUUAUAUCAUCAUAUGAUCCAUGUUAUCAAGACUGAUGAUGAAAUAAUUACAAUCAUAUGUCAACACCAACUUGUAAAGCCUCCAAAUAUUAACUUUAUAGCUGCCAUCAUCUACUGAUCAUGUACAAGUGUUUCUGGACUUAGGCACUACUGUAUUCCUGUGCAGCUUCAAUUGAGAACAGGCUGGCAAGAUCUUACAGCACAAGAUGGAGACCUCAAUGGCAAACUACAAGCUAUAGCCAUGUAUUUAGAGAUGGACAAUGUGCUACCAGAUUGACAAUUCUAAUG
Molecule: messenger RNA, 950 nt
Organism: Owenia fusiformis
Lineage: Eukaryota; Metazoa; Annelida; Polychaeta; Sabellida; Oweniidae
Source: the annotation of a GenBank genome assembly